This is a messenger RNA of Tupaia belangeri chinensis (Chinese tree shrew), 1329 nucleotides long. It is a transcript of the gene MRGBP, whose product is annotated as MRG domain binding protein. Gene Ontology annotation, biological process: regulation of transcription by RNA polymerase II. Lineage: Eukaryota; Metazoa; Chordata; Mammalia; Scandentia; Tupaiidae. The record is from RefSeq and is a predicted model, not a curated record. Gene Ontology annotation, cellular component: nucleus; NuA4 histone acetyltransferase complex.
GUGUGAACCGGCACUUCCACAUGAUCUGUAUCCGCGACAAGUUCAGCCAGAACAUCGGGCGGCAGGUCCCGUCCAAGGUCAUCUGGGACCACCUGAGCACCAUGUACGACAUGCAGGCCCUGCACGAGUCUGAGAUUCUUCCGUUCCCGAACCCAGAGAGGAACUUCGUCCUUCCAGAAGAGAUCAUUCAGGAGGUCCGAGAAGGAAAGGUGGUCAUCGAGGAGGAGAUGAAGGAGGAGAUGAAGGAGGACGUGGACCCCCACAGUGGGGCCGACGACGUUUUCUCGUCCUCAGGGAGCUUGGGGAAAGCCACAGAGAAGUCCGGCAAAGACAGAGAGAGGAGCUCUUCGGACCUGGGGUGCAAGGAGGGGGCGGACAAGCGUAAGCGUAGCCGGGUCACCGACAAGGUCCUGACCGCAAACAGCAGCCCCUCCAGCCCCAGCGCCGCCAAGCGGCGCCGAACAUAGAUGCCUUCGGCCCGGGCAGCAGCAGCGCAGGGCGAGGGGCCCAGGUCCCGAGAGGUGGCCAGCUGGCCCUGGCUGCCCUGCAGCCCACGGGACCGUCCUGCCCUCGGCUCCCCGGGUGCCGUGCAUCCAGCAGGGGAGCCGACGGGGCUUCCACGUGUCCAGUCAGACCUGGGACUGGAACGGACACCCCACCAGGCCAGGCCCACCCCAGGGUGAGGGCUCUGAGUCCAGGCUGUGUCUCCUGAGCCCCACGGCUUCCUCGAAACCAGGACUCGUGCCACUGUGCUGGGGCACUUGGCCUGGCUGCCACCGCUGCAGGAGAGCCUGCGCCAGGAGAGGCCGCGUCAGCAAGCAGGAAGUCCUCAUGCCGUCCCGCAUGUCCUCCCUGGGCUGCGUGGUUCUUCCGUGGCCCUUGGCGAGCCUCUCUGCGGACGGUAUCGUCAGGAGGGUGCAGCCUGGACACCGUGCCACCUACGCCCCGCGUGCACUCCCGCUGGAAAACCACCUGGACCCUUGCCCUCGUUCGCUUGUACUGUAAGGGUGUAUAUAACUCGGUUGAUAUUUGACUAUUUAAUUUCUAAGAAGCCUAUUUUACUAGCAUUUGAUAUGGAAACGCCGCAAAAGUCGGACUCACGCUGUAUUUUUUCUGAGACGUUCUGUUCCAAGGGGACAACUCCUGAGGUCCUUUCUCCUGUUCCCAUGCCACAUGCAGAGAUUUGUAGCGGUUAUUUUUGUAUCCCCGUACCUUGUAAACUGAGUGAGCGGAGGGCCCGUGGGCGGCCGGGGUGGCACUGGCCCCCGUGGUGGUGGCAGUGCGCUUUCAUUCAGCUGUGGGACAUUAAAGCCCAGAACACCGUCUGGA